CCCGCCAGCUUCCCAGGCUGCCCCGCGCCCGCCUGAAUGGGGCAGAGGCAAGAUGGCUGCCAGCGCGAGCGCGGCCGGCGGCGGCCUCUCGCUCUUCGAGUGCCCGAGCUGGGCAGGAAAACCACCACCUGGCCUACAUCUGGAUGUAGUCAAAGGAGACAAACUCAUUGAGAAGCUCAUCAUUGAUGAGAAGAAAUACUACCUGUUUGGGAGGAACCCUGACCUCUGCGACUUCACCAUCGACCACCAGUCCUGCUCUCGGGUCCAUGCUGCCUUGGUCUACCACAAGCAUCUCAAGAGGGUUUUCCUCAUAGAUCUCAACAGCACACAUGGCACGUUCUUGGGCCACAUCCGCCUGGAGCCUCACAAGCCGCAGCAGAUCCCCAUUGACUCCACGGUGUCGUUCGGCGCCUCCACGCGGGCAUACACCCUGCGGGAGAAGCCCCAGACGCUGCCCUCGGCCGUCAAAGGAGAUGAGAAGAUGGGGGGGGAAGACGAAGAGCUCAAGGGCUUGCUGGGCCUGCCAGAGGAGGAGACAGAGCUGGAUAACCUGACAGAGUUCAAUACAGCCCACAACAAGAGGAUUUCCACCCUGACCAUCGAGGAGGGGAACCUGGACAUCCAGAGACCAAAGAGGAAGCGGAAGAACUCCAGAGUCACCUUCAGUGACGAUGACGAAAUCAUCAAUCCGGAGGACGUGGACCCAUCUGUGGGGCGCUUCAGGAACAUGGUGCAGACAGCAGUGGUCCCUGUCAAGAAGAAGCGCCUGGAGGGCUCGGGCGCGCUGGGCAGCGAGGAGGCAGCGUCGCGGCGCCUGCAGAGCUUCCCCUACAGCGGAGGACUCUACGGGGGGCUGCCGCCCACACACAGCGAGGCUGGCAGCCAGCCGCACGGCGCCCACGGCACGGCCCUCAUCGGCGGGCUGCCCAUGCCCUACCCCAACCUCGCCCCCGAUGUGGACUUGACUCCCGUUGUGCCCUCGACAGUGAACAUGAACCCGGCUCCGAACCCUGCCGUCUUCAACCCCGAGGCUGUGAACGAGCCCAAGAAGAAGAAGUACGCGAAGGAGGCGUGGCCGGGCAAGAAGCCGACCCCGUCCCUGCUGAUCUGAGCCGGUCCCUGCGGGGGGGAGCUACCAACUCCAGAGACUGUGGAUGUGCAGUAUCGUCUUUUUAAACUUCCAGUGUCCUAACCAGGUGUAAACCCGAGAGGGGAGAAGUGAGAUGUCCUUUACAGACCUGUCUGCAAAGCUUUUUAUAUGUCUGUUUAAACACAAAUACAGCUGUCACCUUUUGAACAACAGCACCUGGCAGCCUUUUCUUAGCCAUUUCUGGCCCCAGAGGUACUUUUGAUAAUGUCACCACCCCUCUGAGUUCUGAUCUGUGCCCUGAAGGGGCAGAGGCAUCGAUUUUAAAUCUCACUUAGGGCAUGACCCUGCAGGUCUGUGGCUGUGUGGCUUUAGGUGUCGUGCUUACUACAAUGAGUACUGUUCCUGCUGGCCCUGCUGCUGGCAGGGCAGCUGUAUCGCAAGUCCACGUUUGUGGGGCCAAGCCUUUGGGAGUGCUCAAACUUGCAAAGUAGAGGUCAGCUUUUAUUUGUUACACUUUGAACCCCCCCAGCAUAGGGCAUUACCGUUUGGGGGUUGCUUUGGGGUUUUAGUUUGGCUACAGCUUGUUUGAAUUCCCACCUGAAACACUGCAGCAUCCUCUUGGGGCAUGAGGUGCAGCUGUGCUGGAUGAGAGUCUGAGCUUGCUUGGCUGUUGCCCAGCGUUCUGCAGUGGAGUGCUGGGUGGGUGGGCAGGUGAAGGGGUGCACACAGGGGUGGUCCUGAGCUGGUGUGGGUGCUGGCAGCAUCAGACAAGCAUGGCAGCCCUCCAGCAUUUGCCUGCUGAGUGAGCAGUGUCUACACUUGCACGAACAACAGAGCAGAGUUGCAUCUCUCCCCUGUGAUGACUGAAGUUGAACACAGAGCAGCUUCUUGGUGUCCCUUUGAAUAGCUUCAUUUUUGUUUGCAAAUGGCACUUGGGAGCUUAGAGUGUGGGAGAUGCAACAAGACAGACAGGGUAGGAGGACACAACCUGCACCCUGGCUGCCAGCGACAGUGCAUGGGAGCUGAGUGCUCCUCAGAGCCGGGAUGGGAGCUCAGGAGAGGCUCUGCCUUGCACAGGAGUUGGUUUCAUAAUGCUGCCUUUUUUCACUACGUCAUCACCUUUUCUCAGUGAUGAGAACCAGACCCUUGGUCGGGUUGCUGCCCUUCACCUCCCUUGGCUCUCACCACCUGCUCUGCCCCUGUCCAGACACUGUUUUGUCUUUAACCAAGGUCGGGCUGCAGCUCUGUUUCCCUUAGGCUCACUCUGGGCUGUUGUACAUUCUCCAGUCCAGCUGUGCAGUUCCACUCCUUCGUGGGGGGAUCUCAGCGGGAAGUGGCACAGGCUGGCAGCAGCAUGCCCAGCUGGCCCUGCUGCCAGUGCUCAGGCUGCCUUGAGGAGGAGCGCGGCGGCAGGCGGCUGGCGCGGCGGGGCCGUGGUGUGGUGGUGCUGUGGCUGCUGUGCUGUGCUGUGCGCACUCGGGGCUGUGUGCCAGGUGCUCCCAAACCAGGGUGAUCAGAGGAUUGCUUCUGUCACGUUGCUGAGCUGGCAGUGGGCUGGGGGCUGCUCCUUUCACAGGAGGGAGGGCGUUAAAGGAUGCUCUGUUCCACUCCUCACACCAUCAGAUCCAGCUCAAGCUGCUGCACCUCCUCCGUGGUGUGAUUGUGCCCCUCUGUGUUUAGUCCUCAGGUGUGCUGCUUCCAAACACUCCAUGCUGACUUCAGAUCUUCCUCCUGUGGUUUUUCAUUCUGCCUCUUUCUGCUAUGUAGUUUUCUUUUCCCAGGCAGCCUGGUUCAGGAGGGCAGCUCCAGGGUAAGACUAGGUAGGCAAAUAAAUCUGAGCAGGUCUUGUCCUUCCUUUGUUUCCAUUUCUGGCUGUUGGUGGGCUGGGGUUUUUUGGGGAGGGGGUGGGGAGGAUGUUUUGGGUGCUUGGGUUUGGGGUUGGUUUUUUUUUUGCAGAUGGCUCUUUGCAGGAUCUUUCUUGACAAGGGAAGCUUUGCUGCUCGUGGAGUUUUAAAGCUCUUCUCCUCCUUGCGUUUGAACAGGCUCUCAUUAUUUCAGAGCUGUGGGGCCGCAGCUGGCCCUUAGGGAGGGGGCAGGCCAACAUCCAGGGGCUUUGUACAGAGGUUUGUACACUUGUGUAAUAUGUAAGAGGCCUUUUCACACCUUCUGUUGAGCUUUUUACCUGUAACCUUUACUAUGUUGUAAAUUAAAUGCAGAUUUUGCCAGUU
Messenger RNA from Pogoniulus pusillus (Red-fronted tinkerbird), 3318 nucleotides. RefSeq names its product protein phosphatase 1 regulatory subunit 8 (gene PPP1R8). The record is from RefSeq and is a predicted model, not a curated record. Gene Ontology annotation, molecular function: mRNA binding; protein binding; protein serine/threonine phosphatase inhibitor activity. NCBI's taxonomy places the organism in Eukaryota, Metazoa, Chordata, Aves, Piciformes, Lybiidae. Gene Ontology annotation, cellular component: nuclear speck. The transcript has 7 exons. Bases 53 to 1111 code for a protein of 352 amino acids.